This is a messenger RNA of Ascochyta rabiei, 1182 nucleotides long. RefSeq lists its product as uncharacterized. Gene Ontology annotation, biological process: glucan catabolic process. Lineage: Eukaryota; Fungi; Ascomycota; Dothideomycetes; Pleosporales; Didymellaceae. The coding region runs from base 1 to 1182 and encodes 393 amino acids. Gene Ontology annotation, molecular function: glucan exo-1,3-beta-glucosidase activity. The transcript is spliced from 2 exons. The record is from RefSeq and is a predicted model, not a curated record. Gene Ontology annotation, cellular component: extracellular region; cell surface.
AUGGUCGCACGAUCAACUCUCAGCGCGUUCCUUCUCGGUCUAGUUUCUACUGUCCUGGCAACGCCAAUUACCACUCAGAAAGGCGACUACGUCAACUGGAGGAAGUUCCAUGCCAACGGUGUCAAUCUUGGAGGAUGGCUUGCCCAGGAAGCCAGCAUUGACCCGUACUGGUGGGAUCAACACUGUAGAGGUACUGUUGAUGAAUGGAAUUGUUGCAUCAAGCUCGGCGACCAAUGCCAUUCCGUAUUCGAAAAACGUUACGCAACGUACAUCACAGCUAAGGACAUCGACAAGCUGGCGUCUGGAGGAGUGAAUCUCAUACGCAUUCCGACCACAUAUGCUGCCUGGGUCAAGAUUCCAGGAGCUGGGUAUCAUUCUGGCAACCAGCGAAAAUACUUCAAGCGAGUCGCCGAUUAUGCCAUUAAGAAGUAUGGUAUGCAUGUCGUUGUGGAUUUGCACUCGCUUCCUGGUGGAGUCAACGGCUUAGACAUCGGCGAGCGUGUCGGCAAAUGGGACUGGUUCAACAACCAGACCAACUUCGAUCUAUCUCUCAAAGCGGUCGACGCCGCUCUGCACUUCAUCCAAUCUUCGGGUUCGCCUCGGUCCUACUCCCUCGCCCCCAUCAACGAACCGGCCGAUGAACCGGACUUCUCCAAAUUCGGCACGCCCGCCGCCCUCACCGACACCGGCGCUGAUUGGGUACUUAAGUACUUCAAAGCUGUCAUUGCGCGCGCCGAGGCCGUUAAUUGCAAGAUCCCCAUCAUGCUGCAAGGCAGUUUCAGAGGCGAGCCUUCCUGGUCUGGUCACUUCUCUUACAACACAAAUAUCGUUUUUGAUGUGCACAAUUACUACUUCGCCCUGCCCAUUGACUCUGGCAACAUUACAAGUAGGCUCUGUGCGGAUGCGAAGACGCUGGCUGGCGAUGGGAAGUUUCCUGUAUUUGUGGGCGAAUGGGCAAUUGAGACGGGUGCGAACAACAAGUUUGCGAACCGUGCGAAGAACCUGAAUACGGGGUUGUAUGCAUACAAUAAGUACACGCAGGGAAAUGCGUAUUGGACUGGCAAGUACUUGGGCAAUGUGUCUGUUGCAGGGGAGGGGACGAAGAGAGAUUACUGGAACUAUGCGUCAUUCAUUGACACGGGCAUCAUUAAUGAGAAGCAGGGGAAGUUUUAUUGUCACUAG